AUCACUAUAGCCUGCAGCAGCGCUGUAUUCAAAUGAAGCGGGUCUGAGAGGCGACUCCCUCAUCCGUCAGAGCGUCGCCAGCGGCUACGACCACAUGGCAUCCUGGGUUGGCUGCUACGUUAAAAAUAAUCGCACCAUCCUUGUAGGACAGUAAAGAAUUACGGAGACAUACAUUAACAAUUACUGUCCUGGGUUGCUGAAUUAGCAACCACGAUACCAUGACAACCACACACUUCGCGCCCGUGGCCGGAGAGUAUGGGCAACUCCUGCACAAACAUUGCUCCGCCGAGUUUACUAAAAGCUUUCUGCGCUAUGGAGACCUGGGUACAGUGAUGACUGUUCAUUUCAAGCGGAUUGCUGACGACAUUCUCAAUUUGGAAAUACGUGAUGAUGACACAUUUAUCUGCGGCUUUCCUAAAUCUGGAACAAACUGGGCACAAGAGAUGAUUUGGUGUAUUGCAAACGAUUUAGAUUUUGAAGGUGCAAAGGUUCCAAUGGCAGUAAGGUGUCCCUUCUUGGAGUGGUCUGGGAUAUUAAAUGCUGAGAAGGCGAAAGACCCAAAGUACGGGUUCCCACGGGAAUUAUGGGACAGUGUGGGAUUUGUCAAGGAAAUGCCUUCACCGCGUUUCAUCAAAACCCACCUGCCCUUCAACAUGCUGCCCUUGCAACUGCAGCAGGGCAAAACUGGUGCCAAGAUUGUGCAUUUAAGAAGAGACGUGAAAGAUGUUAGUCUGUCUUAUCUUCAUCACUACAGACUACAUUUACCCUGUCGAGCAGACUAUAAUGAAUUUGCUACACUUUUAAUAAAUGACGCUGUAGUUUGGGCUCCGUAUUGGGAAAAUGUGUUAUCCUAUUUGAGGAAGAAAGGAGAUAAAAAUAUAUUACAUUUAAGAUUUGAAGAUAUGAAAAAGGACUUGCCGAGUAUUAUAAAGAAAACAGCUGGAUUUCUAGGCAAACCGCUGAGUGAUCAACAAGUGGAUGUACUGCUGAAGCACCUGAGUUUUGAAAAUAUGAAGAGUAACGAUGCUGUAAACAUGGAAAAUUUAAAAGGACAUUAUGAGAUACUCACAGGCAACAAAGUGAAUGACCACAUUAUGAGGGAUGGACAAGCUGGAGGCUGGAGGGAGAAACUUAGUCCAGACUGGGUAAGGCGAUUUGACGAAUGGACGGAGAGGAAACUUCAAGGAACUGGAAUAAGUUUGUCCGACGAAUGAAGGACCUGCUGAAGAAGAUCCAGUAUUGGUGGCGAUGAUCAACCAUAAAGUGACACAGAAUAAUAUUAACUAAUAAAAUUAUAUUAUGCAAUAAAACAUAUCAUUGCAAACCUGAA
Messenger RNA from Homalodisca vitripennis (glassy-winged sharpshooter), 1330 nucleotides. Its product is annotated as luciferin sulfotransferase-like. The transcript has 7 exons. Gene Ontology annotation, molecular function: sulfotransferase activity. NCBI's taxonomy places the organism in Eukaryota, Metazoa, Arthropoda, Insecta, Hemiptera, Cicadellidae. Gene Ontology annotation, cellular component: cytoplasm. The record is from RefSeq and is a predicted model, not a curated record. Bases 219 to 1214 code for a protein of 331 amino acids. Gene Ontology annotation, biological process: sulfation.